Messenger RNA from Maudiozyma barnettii, 1437 nucleotides. It is a transcript of the gene ZPR1, whose product is annotated as zinc finger-containing protein ZPR1. Gene Ontology annotation, molecular function: zinc ion binding. The record is from RefSeq and is a predicted model, not a curated record. Bases 1 to 1437 code for a protein of 478 amino acids. Lineage: Eukaryota; Fungi; Ascomycota; Saccharomycetes; Saccharomycetales; Saccharomycetaceae. The transcript has a single exon. Gene Ontology annotation, cellular component: nucleus; cytoplasm.
AUGUCUGAAGAGAAAGAUAAUCUGUUUAAGCCAGUUGGUGAGGCUGCUGAAGAGGUUGCCGAGGGUCAAACUUUGGAUAAUGGGGUCACAUUAACAGGUGCCGAAGAUGCGAUGGGCCACCCAGUACAAGAAAUUGAAUCGCUAUGUAUGAAUUGUCACAAGAAUGGUACCACCAGAAUGUUACUGACAUCGAUUCCUUACUUUAGAGAAGUUGUUAUCAUGUCCUUUGAAUGUCCACACUGUGGUUUCAAGAACUCUGAAAUCCAACCUGCCUCCUCGAUUCAAGAAAAGGGUUCUAAGUACACUUUAAAGGUCGAAUCUAAGGAAGAUUUCAACAGACAAGUGAUUAAGAGUGAAACUAGUUCAUGUAAAUUUGUCGAACUAGAUAUUGAGAUUCCUUCAAAACGUGGUGUGUUGACCACCGUCGAGGGUCUCCUAGAGGAAAUGAUCGAGGACUUACAAUCAGACCAAGAGAUGCGUAAGAAGAUCGAUGAAGCAAUGUAUGACAAGAUUGAUGCUUUUAUUAAGAAAGUUAAAGCUACUAUUGAUUGUACCCCUGAAGGUGUCUUGCCUUUGACAUUUGAAUUGGAUGAUCCAUCCGGGAACUCCUGGAUUGAAUACAAGCCAGGUGAGGCACAACACAAAUGGUCUCAUACAGAAUACAUGAGAACCGAUGAACAAAAUGUUCAAAUCGGUAUGUUGACCCAAGAUCAAUAUGAAGAACGUCGUAAAGCUCAGUUGGCUGCUGUGGCCGAUCAUGAUCGUAACCCUUCAGAGGCUCAAAAAGUUCAAUCUAAUUUCCUAUCGGAUGAAACUGAUAUUGAAAAUUAUGCCAAUGAAGUGCAAACUUUCAGAGCUUCUUGUCCUUCUUGUAUGCAAGAAUGUGAAACCCAUAUGAAGCCUGUUAACAUUCCUCAUUUUAAAGAGGUUAUUAUUAUGUCUACUUCUUGCGAACACUGUGGUUACAAGUCGAAUGAGGUCAAGACUGGUGGUGCUAUCCCUGAAAAGGGUAGAAAGAUCACAUUGUUAUGUGAUGAUCCAAGUGAUUUAUCUAGAGAUAUAUUGAAGUCUGAAUCAUGUUCUUUAGUCGUACCAGAAUUGAGUCUGGAUAUUCAAGAAGGUACAUUAGGUGGUCGUUUCACUACAAUUGAAGGUUUAUUGAGACAGGUCUACGAGGAACUUGAGUCUCGUGUUUUCUCUCAAACUUCUGACUCCAUGGAUCAAGUCACAAAGGACCGUUGGGUAGCAUUUUUCGCUAAAUUAAAGGAAGGUAUUGAAGGGAAAAUUAAGUUCACUGUCGAGAUGACAGACCCUUUAGCUGGUUCCUAUAUUCAAAACGUGUAUGCUCCUGAUCCAGAUCCAAACAUGAAGAUCGAGGAUUACGAGAGAACAGCUCAACAGAACGAGGAUCUUGGUUUGGCUGAAAUGAAGGUAUAA